Messenger RNA from Aspergillus ruber CBS 135680, 2901 nucleotides. RefSeq names its product methionine aminopeptidase. The record is from RefSeq and is a predicted model, not a curated record. Gene Ontology annotation, cellular component: membrane. Gene Ontology annotation, biological process: sphingolipid biosynthetic process; proteolysis. Gene Ontology annotation, molecular function: metalloaminopeptidase activity; sphingolipid delta-4 desaturase activity. Bases 397 to 2835 code for a protein of 812 amino acids. The transcript is spliced from 9 exons. NCBI's taxonomy places the organism in Eukaryota, Fungi, Ascomycota, Eurotiomycetes, Eurotiales, Aspergillaceae.
AGCAGAUCGGCUUUGUUUUAUUUCAGUGCUUGUUUGUGUGUUUUUUUUUUUUUCCUUAGUUUAUUUGGCUUUUUAGUUGGUUAAGUGGAUUGAUUGUAUCUACGGCCUGCCUGUACUUGUAGGGUGGUACUGUAUGGUACAGACAGUGGUAGAAAUUGAUGCAUACCACUAACUAUUCUUAAACACAUUUGUCUAUAAAUCACCCCCAAAGACUUAAUAGGAUAUCAAUUGUAUACUACCUCCAUUCCUAGGGUAUUUUUAUCACUAUACAACCCUAUACUAUACUACCCAGUUCGGUAAGGCUUGGCAUCGAACCUCUCGCGGCAAACUUCCCCUCCUUCAUUUUCUUCCAAACAUCCCGACGCUGUCCUUUGCCCACUCUAUCUUUAUUUCACCAUGGCGGCUCAGGCUAGUGAGAAGUUGGAGAAGCUUGACCUCAACGGCCAGACUGCCGCAGGGAAAGCAGAUGCCCCGGCUGCUAGCCAAACAGAAACCGUUGAGGCAGAGGAUGACUCUGACGAUGACAAGGAGGAAGGAAACGCUGCACCGGAAGCAGGAACAGGCGGAGCUGCGAAGAAGAAGAAGCGCAAGCCAAAGAAGAAAAAGAAGGGUGGCGCUAAGGUUCAAAGCUCCCCGCCCCGCGUUGCCUUGACGAACCUCUUCCCCAACGGCCAGUUCCCUGAGGGUGAGAUCUGCGAAUACAAAGACGACAACACAUACCGCACGACCAGCGAGGAGAAGCGAUACUUGGACCGUAUGAACAAUGAUUUCUUGCAGGAGUACCGGCAAGGUGCGGAGGUUCACCGUCAAGUGCGUCAAUAUGCCCAGAAGAACAUCAAGCCCGGCCAGACCCUUACGGAAAUUGCGGAGGGUAUUGAGGACUCGGUCCGUGCUUUGACUGGCCACCAGGGUCUGGAAGAGGGUGAUAACAUUAAAGGUGGCAUGGGAUUCCCUUGUGGAUUGAGUAUCAACCAUUGUGCCGCGCACUAUACCCCGAACGCGGGUAAUAAGAUGGUGUUGCAGCAGGGGGAUGUCAUGAAGGUUGAUUUUGGAGCGCAUCUCAAUGGUCGGAUUGUUGAUAGUGCAUUUACUAUGGCUUUCGAUCCGGUUUAUGAUCCUUUAUUGGCUGCCGUUAAAGAUGCUACCAACACCGGUAUUCGGGAAGCCGGUAUUGAUGUCCGUGUGUGCGACAUUGGUGCAGCUGUCCAAGAGACCAUGGAGAGCUACGAAGUCGAAAUCAACGGGACAAUGCACCCGGUCAAAUGUAUCCGGAACCUGAAUGGCCACAACAUCGACCAGCACAUCAUCCACGGCGGCAAAAGUGUCCCCAUCGUCAAGGGUGGGGACCAAACUAAGAUGGAGGAGGGUGAGGUCUUUGCCAUUGAGACUUUCGGUAGUACCGGGAAGGGCUACGUGAGAGACGACAUGGAAUGCUCGCACUACGCCCUGGUCCCCGAUGCGCCCAAGGUGCCUUUGCGCGUUUCGUCGGCGAAGAACUUGUUGAAUGUGAUCAACAAGAACUUUGGCACCCUCCCCUUCUGCCGUCGCUAUCUCGAUCGGUUGGGUCAAGAUAAAUAUCUUCUCGGGUUGAACAACCUGGUGAACUCGGGUAUCGUGCAAGAUUACCCGCCACUUUGCGAUGUCAAGGGCUCAUACACGGCCCAAUAUGAACAUUCGUCUCUCGUCGAGGACCACUUCUUUUGGACAUACACAGAGGAGCCGCAUCGCUCUAGACGACAAGCAAUCAUCAAAGCCCAUCCAGAAGUAACGAAACUCUGUGGCCCCGAACCCCUAACCAAAUACACCGUGCUCUUCGUCGUUUCCCUCCAAGUAUGCUGCGCCUAUCUCCUUCGCGAUACCUCCAUGCUCUCAUGGAAAUUCCUCCUCACGGCCUACGUGAUCGGAGCCACCUCCAACCAGAACUUGUUCUUGGCUAUCCAUGAGAUCUCACAUAACCUGGCGUUCCGGUCACCCAUGGCGAAUCGGUUAUUGGCGAUUUUUGCGAAUAUUCCCAUUGGGAUUCCGUAUAGUGCUGCAUUUCGUCCUUACCAUCUAACCCACCAUAAAUCCCUCGGCGUAACCGGCCUCGACACAGACCUACCCACCGCUCUCGAAGCCUUCGUCCUCGACUCACUCCUCGGAAAAGCCUUCUUCUGCACCUUCCAGCUACUCUUCUACGCUAUCCGUCCUGCCUUCGUUUACUCUCCGCCAUUCUCGCGCAUUCAUUUGAUAAACAUCAUGACCCAAUUCUCUUUUGACUAUGCCUUAACGAAAAUCUCCGGGGGCUCGCUGCAGCCACUGCUAUAUCUGCUGCUGAGCGCGUUACUGGCGGGUUCGCUGCAUCCGUGUGCCGGGCAUUUUAUCGCGGAGCACUAUAUUUUCGAGAAAGUUGGGGAUGGGAAGGGAACGGAGAGCAUUCAGCGGCGGAAGAUGAACGGUGGCUCCAAUGGAAUGCCUAAAGAAGUUGCGAAUCUUCCCCCGCCGGAGACGUACUCGUACUACGGUCCUCUCAACAUUCUGACUUAUAAUGUUGGUUUGCAUAAUGAGCACCAUGACUUCCCUGCCAUCCCAUGGACGAGACUAUAUACACUGCACCGCAUUGCGAGUGAAUUCUACGAGCCGUUGCCCUGCCACCGGAGCUGGGUUUGGGUGAUCUGGACCUUCAUCCUGGACAAGAAUGUGGGCAUGUGGUGUCGUGUGAAGCGUGCGCAGGGCGGUCGUGUUGUUGGUGGUAGUUCUAAUGCUAAUGCUGGACGUGCUGGCGAGGGGAUUUCGGGUGCAUCGAACGGCCCGGAAGAAGGGGAUGGGUGGAAGGAGAGCGAGAUUCAGAACUAGGUUUGAAUCAUGCAUUGUUUUCUCGGUUAUAUUAUCUCAUACCUUUUUUUUUUUUUUUUUUUUUUU